Molecule: messenger RNA, 1329 nt
Organism: Ostertagia ostertagi
Lineage: Eukaryota; Metazoa; Nematoda; Chromadorea; Rhabditida; Trichostrongylidae
Source: the annotation of a GenBank genome assembly
AUGGCAUUACCACUCUCAUGUUUCCUAUUCGGUUUCGCCUUUUGCCAUCCCUUCGUCGAUUUACCUGUGCCGGUGCCGUUCGACAUGCCCCUGCCUGUGCCAAUGCUGAUGCCGCAGAUGUUCCCUGUCUAUUUACCAUACAUGCCCAGUUCGAGUGAUUUAAUCGUUUCUGGAACGAGUAAGAGCAGCAACAAGAAACCUGUUGCUUACUACAAAGUUAUCAAUGACAAACUUCCUGGAGGAUAUGGACGUGGCAAGGUUUAUGAGUAUCAUGGUCCCGGACAUGACGAAUACGUUCACAGCUACGGUACAUCUCAAGCCUUCGGUGACCCAAGCAGUGGCAGCUUUGGCUCAUCACAAAGCAGCUCAUCUGGAUUCUUCAAAUCGUUCUCAGACUCCUGGGACUCUUCGUCAGGUGUCCACCAGCCCAACGUCGCCGUAGCUGCAGUACCAACAGGCGACCGCCAGCGCACUGUCGCCGCGGCGGUAAUACCAAGUGAAAAAACUGUGGAGGCAGUUGGCAGUAUGGGAACACAUACCGCGGUCACAAUAGUCUCUGGAUUCACCGCGUUGGCUGUGAUCGGCUCCAUUGCUGGCAUCGUCUACAUCGUGAACGACCUGAACUCCUUCUACGAUGACGCAAUUGAAGACCUCACCUCCUUUAAGGUGGUAGCCGAUGAAGCAUGGAACAAAAUGCUACCAAACCCUGCCGAUCUUGCCCGCGAGAAACGUGCUCCAACAAAGGCGCGGGCGGAUGGUGAGCCAGGAAUCGAUGGAAAGCCAGGACUCAAAGGCUUGAACCCGGGUGACGGCAAGGGCUAUGUGGGAUGUGUGCCUUGUCCUCCUGGAGAAGCUGGACAACCAGGAGCCGAUGGUCCACCAGGUCCCGCUGGUCCUGACGGUAACCCUGGUGCUCCUGGAAACGGAGGUACUUAUGCCGAAUCAGGGCCACCAGGACCACCUGGUGACAGUGGAAACCCGGGAAGUGACGGGCAACCAGGAUCUCCUGGUCGGCCAGGCGCCGCAGGAUUUACUGGAAGAGGAAAGCCUGGACCACCAGGACGACCUGGCCUACCAGGACGAGCGGGACAACGAGCUGCUGGUAACGAUGGACCGCCCGGCCAGCCAGGAGGACCGGGAGAUGCGGGAGGCGACGCAGCUUACUGCCCUUGCCCUCCGAGAGGUUAUGCCGCUCAAUCAGGCCCUUCUUCAUCCGUCAACAAUCAGAGCCCUCAGGCCAAUCUGCCUCUGGAGACUACAAAUCGCAGCGCAAAGUCCAACGAGCCAUCGCCAAAUAUCCGUCCAGAAUUUCGAAAAAAGUUGUUGUGA